AUGGCCGGAUGGUUUAGGCGGCUCUUGCACAAGCCCAAGCCCAGCUCGGUGGAGAGCAGCCUCAACACCAGCCACUCCUCUUCAUCCUCACCUUCCUCCUCCUCCUCUUCCGCCAAGAGCUCCAGCUCCUCUCCCAGCAUGAGCCUGACCAGGUCCAUCCGCUCGUCACCUGUGUCCCUGUCGGACAUCAACGCCUCGGGCAGCGCCCGGUGGGCCAAGAGCUACGACGUCUGCAUCUGCCACAGCGAGGUGGACCUGGAGCUAGUGGAGGAGCUGGUGUCCUACCUGGAGAGUCAACCCGAGAGCUUCCGGUGCUUCCUCCAGCUGCGGGAUGCGGCGCCGGGAAGUGCGAUGGUGACAGAACUGUGCGAUGCCGUGCAAAACAGCCACUGCUGGGUCAUGCUCAUCACCCCCGGCUUCCUCCGGGACCCUUGGUGCAAGUACCAGAUGCACCAGGCGUUGGCCGAAGCGCCCAUGGCCAACGGACGCACCAUCCCGGUGUUGAAGGACGUGGAUCGGAAGGAAUAUCCCAAGGAACUGCGGAACCUCUACUACAUCUACAUGGCGUUGAAGGAGAACAGCUUCAGGCAGAUCAGAGACACCGUCGUGCGCUACCUCCAGGAGCUGUGCCGGAGCUCCCUGAGCAGGACUGAGUAG
Messenger RNA from Eurypyga helias (sunbittern), 657 nucleotides. It is a transcript of the gene TIRAP, whose product is annotated as toll-interleukin 1 receptor (TIR) domain containing adaptor protein. The record is from RefSeq and is a predicted model, not a curated record. Bases 1 to 657 code for a protein of 218 amino acids. Gene Ontology annotation, biological process: signal transduction. Lineage: Eukaryota; Metazoa; Chordata; Aves; Eurypygiformes; Eurypygidae. The transcript is spliced from 3 exons.